AUGGAAGAUGGACCCAAAGCUCUGCUUGAGGUGGUAGGGCUGCGGCAGGCCUGGCGAGAGGGUGGCUUGGCCCUACAUGCUUGUCUAACACCAGCAGAUGAGUCUUCAGCCCAGAACAGCACUGAGAUCCAGAAGAUAAAAGCAGUGGAGAAGGUGUUUGCAGUGCCAAAUGGAUUUUACUGGCAGACAGUUGAAACUGAUGACAAAGGCUUCCUUAAUAGCAGCAACAUCGAGGCUUGCAGAGAUACAGACACCAAGGUUGCCAUGGUGCUGUUGUUUGAAAGUCUCUUCCAAAGUCCCCUGGCUACCCAUCACAUGUUGCAGCUGGUACUCGGUGCGGGUCUGGAUAUCUGUGGACUCCGCCUGCUCUAUCCUCAGCAGGAUGUGCUGCUCUUCUGCUCAGGACUGAUGGAUGGACUGGCGAAGCAAGGCUAUGGGCAGAGCAGCCAGGCUCCCACUGCCCGAUCCGACCCCUCCAUGUGGUUUCAUGUCGCUCCUUACACUGAGACCUUGCUGCAGGCACUGGGAGGAAGCCUCAGUGCAGUGCCAGAGCCCCAUUACAUUCCUCUGGAUUUUUUCUGCAAUCGAACCUAUGCUUCUGAUCCUGAAAUGGAGCAAGUUGUCAUGCUGGCAGUGGUUGGAACGGAUGCUAUGAAGAGUGCUGGAGAGUUCCUUCACCAGAUCCUUCUUCCUGGGCCCAAUACUCAACCUCAGAGCCCAGAAGAACCUGAUUUGGGAUUUGAGCUCCUUGGUCUGAAGUGGUUGCCCCAUCUCACUCGACAUCAGGCCAAAGAAGUAACCCCUUUCGAAGCUGGAGAUACUUCCUGGCAAAGCAGCCUUGAUACACUAAUGUCAAACCCAGUCCUUGUGUGUGCAUUACGGCGGAUCAAUGCCUUCAGAGUUCUUGCAGAUGCAUUGGAGAGAUUAACACAAUGGAGGGAGAAGCUGAGCAAAAGUGGCAGUCUUCUACAGAUAGUAAUGGCCCUGACCCCAGAGGUGACAUUUAGACAAGCCAUCCUCUUCUUCACAGAGACAGAGUUUGUAACUGAUGCAGAACACCGCCCUGCUAUGAAAUACCUGCCACCACCUGGCAAGAGGCCCAGGGCUGAAGUAGGAGAGAGGCAGAGAUGCCACACAGAAUCGCUGUUCACCUACUUGCAAACAGGAGCCCAGAUUCUUUGCACAGUGCUGCUGAUCAAACCCGGUGCCUGGAGUCGCAGACUUGCAAGGAUCCUCCGAAAACUACACAUAGAAAAAUUCACUGUGGUUGGCAUGAAACACAUAAACCUGAAACCAGGCAUUGCCUCAGGACUCCUUUCUUCUGAAGUGAAACAGGAUCCUGCUGUUUUAGAAGCUCACUGUUCCUACCUUACCUCAGAUACUGCUCUCGUGCUGUGUCUUCAGAGGCCAAAUGCUGUGAAGAAGCUGAUAGAUUUACUGGGGCCAGAGGAUCCUAAAGUAGCCCAAGCACUAGAUCCGUCCUUCUGGAGGGCUCAGUAUGGCAUCAGCACAGUCCAAAAUGGAUUUUAUGGCUCUGAAUCCUAUCAAAUAGCUGUCCGGGAUAUGAAGCUGUUUUUCCCAGAAGGGCUGUGCUACACUGAGUGUCAGACAUUAGAAGAGGAAGAGAUCUAUAACCUGAAACGUGACCCCAUAGUCAGUUUGGGAAUCAAGAAGCAGCGCAAGAUCAUAAAGCGUGGAGCAGGAGGGCAGCUCAGUUCACUGGGCUCUGAGCAGCCAUGCAACCUUGAUCAGCCAUUGCUUGACAACCUCUGCCAAACCACUUGCCUCGUAUUGCCCGGGAUGAGCCUUCGGGGUUCAAAGCCCCCCCCUUAUGUGGAACUGCUCGAGGAGCUCAUUGGCACAGAUUUCACAGUAACUGGAGUACGACUCACUGUCCUGGACAUGCCACAAGCUCGCUGCAUCUCUGGAAAACUAAGCAGGGCAGGAUGCAGUGCUGCAGCACAGUGUUCCCUCUUAAAGAAUGGUUUGUGUCUGGUGCUGGCAGCACAACGAGACAAUGCAGUCAUUUGCUUUGACUCCCUGCUGGACAG
Molecule: messenger RNA, 2051 nt
Organism: Nestor notabilis (Kea)
Lineage: Eukaryota; Metazoa; Chordata; Aves; Psittaciformes; Psittacidae
Exons: 14
Source: RefSeq, a predicted model, not a curated record